AUGACUAGCCAACUUCAACCAGUACCAAUCUACAACCAGAAUGCCUCCGAAGAGAGAGGAGAGGUCGCUCGUUUGUCCUCAUUCGUAGGAGCAAUCGCUUUGACCGACUUGGUCAAGACUACCCUCGGACCAAAGGGAAUGGACAAGAUCUUGGCUUCGAUGAGCAACCCCAAUGAGAUCACAGUCACAAACGAUGGCGCUACCAUCCUCACAAAGAUAUAUAUCGACAAUCCAGCGGCCAAGAUUCUGGUCGACAUUUCGAGGACUCAGGACGACGAAGUAGGCGAUGGCACCACUAGUGUCUGUGUGUUGGCUGGCGAGCUGUUGCGCGAGGGUGAGCGUCUGGUUGCCCAAAAGGUGCAUCCACAGACCAUCAUCAACGGAUGGCGUAUGGCCUUGGACACUGCAAAGAAGACUCUGGCCGAGUCUGCCAUUGACAAUGGUGCAGACAAAGAGAAGUUCAGACAAGACUUGAUCAAUAUAGCAAAGACAACACUGAGCUCAAAGAUAUUACAUACAGAGAAGGAAUACUUUGCCAAUAUGGUUGUGGAUGCCGUGCUGCGACUGAAGGGCAACAGCAACUUGGAUCACAUUCACAUCAUCAAGAAGUCGGGCGGUGCCCUGCGCGACUCGUACCUAGAGGAGGGAUUCAUUUUGGAGAAGAAGAUCGGCGUCGGUUGCCCCAAGCGACUGGAGAACGCCAAGAUACUGAUCGCCAACACGGCCAUGGACACAGACAAGAUCAAGAUCAUGGGUGGCAAGGUCGUUGUCGACUCGAUGACCGAGCUGUCCAAGCUGGAGGAUGCCGAGAAGGCCAAGAUGUUGGAGAAGUGCAAGAAGAUCGUCGACCACAACAUCAACUGUUUCAUCAACCGUCAGCUCAUCUACAACCUGCCCGAGCAGUACUUUGCUGAGCACGGCAUCAUGUCGAUCGAGCAUGCCGACUUUGAGGGCGUCGAGCGUCUUGCCCUCGUCACUGGCUCCGAGAUCACCUCCACCUUUGACCACCCCGAGCUGGUCAAGGUCGGUACCUGCAAGCUGAUCGAGGAGGUCAUCAUCGGCGAGGACAAGGUCAUCAAGUUCUCUGGCCUGCCAAACUCACAGGCAUGCACCAUCGUGCUGCGUGGCGCAACCUCGCACAUGUUGGAGGAGGCCGAGCGUUCAAUCCACGACGCACUCUGUGUGCUCUCGGUCACUGUCGGCGAGACAAGGACCAUCCUCGGCGCUGGCUGCGCAGAGAUGCGCAUGGCCCAGGCCGUCGACCAGCUGGCCGCCGUCACCCCAGGCAAGAAGUCGCUGGCCAUCGAGUCGUUCGCCAGAGCUCUGCGUCAGAUCCCAACAAUCAUUGCCAACAACGCUGGCUACGACAGCUCUGAGCUGGUGUCGCAGAUGAAGGCUGCCCACUACCAGGGCAAGAACAACGUGGGCCUCAACAUGAAGGAUGGAUGUAUAGGAAAUAUCGACGAGUUGGGCAUCAUCGAGUCGUUCAAGGUCAAGCAGCAGGUGCUCAUCUCUGCUCACGAGGCUGCCGAGAUGAUUAUGCGUGUGGACGAUAUCCUCAGGGCUGCACCAAGGAAGAGAGAGCAAAUGGGACGUCAUUAA
Molecule: messenger RNA, 1602 nt
Organism: Acytostelium subglobosum LB1
Lineage: Eukaryota; Evosea; Eumycetozoa; Acytosteliales; Acytosteliaceae
Exons: 4
Coding region: 1-1602 (533 amino acids)
Biological process (GO): protein folding
Cellular component (GO): chaperonin-containing T-complex; cytosol
Molecular function (GO): ATP hydrolysis activity; ATP binding; ATP-dependent protein folding chaperone
Source: RefSeq, a predicted model, not a curated record